This is a messenger RNA of Sapajus apella (tufted capuchin), 2449 nucleotides long. It is a transcript of the gene STXBP4, whose product is annotated as syntaxin binding protein 4. The transcript is spliced from 18 exons. Gene Ontology annotation, biological process: regulation of insulin secretion involved in cellular response to glucose stimulus; insulin receptor signaling pathway. Gene Ontology annotation, cellular component: cytoplasmic vesicle. NCBI's taxonomy places the organism in Eukaryota, Metazoa, Chordata, Mammalia, Primates, Cebidae. Bases 253 to 1917 code for a protein of 554 amino acids. Gene Ontology annotation, molecular function: syntaxin binding. The record is from RefSeq and is a predicted model, not a curated record.
CGAGAUCUGGGCUGAGCCUGCCGCUGCUUUGGCUACCAGGCUCCUCAGGUGGCAGCGCCUGUAGUCGGGCUACGGAGGCCGGGUUGCUAGAUUAUGGGAAAGCAUUUAAGAAAUUCCUGGAAUAAAUUAGAGUAAUAUAGGAUCUGCAGAAAAUACCUCAAGAUAGUUGGUAAGGAAAAGAAGAAUUUCUAGACUCUUCAUCAAGAUCUUCAUUUAUACAGCUGUUAAAUCCAAGGCUACUUUGGUGAAAGCAUGAAUAAAAAUACAUCUACUGUCAUAUCACCCAGUCUACUUGAAAAGGAUCCUGCCUUUCAGAUGAUUACAAUUAACAAGGAAACAGGCCUUGGCCUGAAGAUAGUAGGAGGAAUUAACCGGAAUGAAGGCCCGUUGGUAUAUAUUCAGGAAAUUAUUCCUGGAGGAGACUGCUACAAGGAUGGUCGUUUGAAGCCAGGAGAUCAACUUGUCUCAGUCAACAAGGAAUCUAUGAUUGGUGUAUCAUUCGAAGAAGCAAAAAGCAUAAUUACCAGAGCCAAGUUGAGGUCAGAAUCUGCUUGGGAGAUAGCAUUCAUAAGACAAAAAUCCGACAACAGUCAACCAGAAAAUCUGUCAUGUACAUCACUUGUAGAAGCUUCAGGAGAAUAUAGACCUCAAGCCUCAGCAUUUAGUCUUUUUUCGUCUCCUCCUGAAUUACUAACCCCAAAGACCUCAUCCACUCCCAAAACUAACAAUGCCAUUUUACCUUCUUGUAAGAUAGAAACUGGAUACAACAAAACAGAACAGAUUCCAAUUACUUCUUCAGAAAACAGUACUGUGGGUUUGUCUAAUACAGAUGUUGCUUCUGCCUGGACUGAAAAUUACGGACUACAAGAAAAGCUCUCCCUAAAUCCCUCUGUUCGCCUUAAGGCAGAGAAACUGGAAAUGGCUCUAAAUUAUCUUGGUAUUCAGCCCACAAAGGAACAACACCAAGCCCUGAGACAGCAAGUACAAGCAGACUCAAAAGGGACAGUGUCUUUUGGAGAUUUUGUCCAGGUUGCCAGAAACUUGUUUUGCUUGCAGUUGGAUGAAGUAAAUGUCGGUGCACAUGAAAUUUCCAAUAUAUUAGAUUCACAGCUUCUUCCUUGUGAUUCUUUAGAAGCAGAUGAAAUGGAAAGGCUCAAGCGUGAAAGGGAUGAUGCCUUGAAAGAAGUGAAUACACUUAAGGAAAAAUUAUUGCAAUCAGAUAAGCAAAGGAAACAAUUGACAGAGGAGCUGUAUAAUGUGAAACAAGAAGCCAAAGCUGUAGCUGAAGAAACAAGAGCCCUGCGAAGUCGGAUUCAUCUUGCUGAAGCUGCACAGAGACAGGCACAUGGAAUGGAAAUGGACUAUGAAGAAGUGAUCUGUCUGUUAGAGGCCGAGAUUACAGAGCUAAAGGCUCAGCUUGCUGAUUAUUCUGACCAAAAUAAAGAAAGUGUUCAGGAUUUAAAAAAGAGAAUUAUGGUACUUGACUGCCAAUUACGAAAAUCAGAAAUGGCUCGAAAAACUUUUGAGGCAUCCACUAAAAAGCUUCUUCAUUUUGUAGAGGCUAUUCAAGAAGUAUUUUCUGAUUAUUGUACUUCUCUAUCAAAUUUAAGUGAAAGAAGAGCUGUGUUAGCUUCUCAGACUUCUCUCACACUGAUGGGAAGGAAUGGACAUAACAUCCCAGCAACGCUGGUGCUUGAAUCUAAGGAACUUAUUAAAUCUGUUCGUGCCUUACUUGAUACGGAUUGUUUACCUUAUGGGUGGGAGGAAGCUUACACAGCAGAUGGAAUCAAGUACUUCAUCAAUCAUGUAACACAGACUACAUCCUGGAUCCAUCCUGUGAUGAGUGUCCUGAAUCUGUCUCGCUCAGAGGAGAAUGAAGAGGAUUGCUCUAGAGAACUCCCCGACCAGAAAAGUUGAUGGUUUUCCUUAGGAAGUGGAGUUCCAUGGUCAUCUGGCAUCUCAGUCUACAUGGACGACGUGAGCAGAGACACAUAACAUCCAAUUCUGAGAUGCAACAGCCUAAAAUAGGAGUGAAGCAUACACUACUUGUUGAAGGGUAAAAUAGAGUCUCUGGACUUUGGAUAUUUUUGUAAAACUUUUGAUAUUUCUGUAUACAUUUUUAAAAAAAAUCGCCACUACAGUAGUUCUUUGAGAAUAAUCUAGUCAUAUUUUUUGAAAUCACAUAAUUAGACUUUAUAAUAUAUAUACUUUUUCUUAUAUAAUUAGAUCUUUCUUUGUAAUUUCAUAUGUAGUUCUUCAUAAGGUCUUGACAUACUGAAAAAGUAUAUGAACAUAAUGAAACACCUCAUUAAUUUGAUAAUUCAUUAACCUUUUAUAUUCAUCUAUUAGGAAAGUGAUCUUAGCAGGCUUUUUGGAAUUUGAGGAUCACAUUUAGACAUCUGAUGGGCUAAUGAAUACAGCUUAUAUCUUUAUUGAGCUUUCUAAUUUA